AUGCAGCCGCUCCUGCUCCUGUUGACCUUUAUUCUACUCCAAGGAGAUGAGGCAGGGAAGAUCAUUGGAGGCCGAGAAGCCAGGCCCCAUUCCUACCCCUACAUGGCAUUUCUUCUGAUCCAGAGUCCAGAAGGGCUGAGUGCUUGUGGAGGGUUUCUGGUGCGAGAAGACUUCGUCCUAACAGCAGCUCAUUGCUUGGGAAGCUCCAUAAAUGUUACCCUAGGGGCCCACAACAUCCAAAUGCGAGAAAGGACCCAGCAACUCAUCACUGUGCUCAGAGCCAUCCGCCAUCCUGAUUACAAUCCGCAGAACAUCCGGAAUGACAUCAUGCUUCUGCAGCUGAGGCGCAGAGCCCGGAGGAGUGGAUCAGUGAAGCCUGUGGCUCUGCCUCAGGCUGGCAAAAACCUGAAGCCAGGGGAUUUGUGCACAGUGGCUGGCUGGGGCCGCGUGAGCCAGAGCAGGGGAACAAAUGUCCUCCAGGAGGUGCAGCUAAGAGUGCAGAUGGACCAAAAGUGCGCCAAUCGCUUCCAAUUCUACAACAGCCAGACUCAGAUCUGUGUGGGAAACCCGAGAGAAAGGAAGUCUGCCUUCAGGGGUGAUUCUGGUGGCCCCCUGGUAUGUAGCAAUGUGGCCCAGGGCAUCGUCUCCUAUGGAAGCAACAAUGGUAACCCUCCAGCUGUAUUCACCAAGAUCCAGAGCUUCAUGCCCUGGAUCAAAAGAACAAUGAGACGUUUCGCACCGUGA
This is a messenger RNA of Mus pahari (shrew mouse), 744 nucleotides long. Its product is annotated as cathepsin G. The transcript has 5 exons. Gene Ontology annotation, molecular function: serine-type endopeptidase activity. The record is from RefSeq and is a predicted model, not a curated record. Gene Ontology annotation, cellular component: cytoplasm; intracellular membrane-bounded organelle. Bases 1 to 744 code for a protein of 247 amino acids. Lineage: Eukaryota; Metazoa; Chordata; Mammalia; Rodentia; Muridae. Gene Ontology annotation, biological process: proteolysis.